Jatropha curcas is the source of this 1000-nucleotide messenger RNA. The record is from RefSeq and is a predicted model, not a curated record. NCBI's taxonomy places the organism in Eukaryota, Viridiplantae, Streptophyta, Magnoliopsida, Malpighiales, Euphorbiaceae.
UCACCUUUCGUUUAUUCACAAUCCAUAAACACUUUCCUCUCUUUCUUUCUCUCUUUAACCCUAAAACAUGGCAUCCUCUACCAGAAACAAUCUUACAAUAAUUCUUUUAGCCGGAAUUCUCGCCGGAGUUGCAGUGGCUCAAAACUGCGGCUGCCCUUCUGAUCAGUGUUGUAGCCGAUGGGGUUUUUGUGGGACAACUGAAGAAUAUUGUGGGACUGGUUGCCAAGAAGGCCCUUGUUUUUCUCCUCCUCCUACAAAUGAUGUUGCAGUGCCCGAAAUUGUAACGCCUGAAUUUUUCAAUGGAAUAAUUGAUCAAGCUGAAGAUAGUUGUGUUGGGAAAAGAUUUUAUUCACGAGAGGUUUUUCUUGAGGCUUUGGAUUCGUAUCCUCGGUUUGGUAGAGUUGGUUCUGCUGAGGAUUCUAGGCGUGAGAUUGCAGCUUUCUUUGCCCAUGUUACACAUGAGACUGGACACUUUUGCCACAUAGAAGAGAUAAAUGGUGCAACAAGGGACUACUGUGACGAAGACAACACACAGUAUCCAUGCAAUCCUGAAAAAGGUUACUAUGGCCGCGGACCCAUUCAACUAUCUUGGAACUUCAACUAUGGACCGGCCGGAGAAAGCAUCGGGUUCGACGGAUUAAACUCACCUGAAACCGUGGCCAACGAUCCAGUUAUUUCAUUUAAAACAGCACUUUGGUAUUGGAUGAACAAUGUCCAACCUGUGAUAGGACAAGGUUUUGGAGCUACUAUUCGAGCCAUUAAUGGUGCUCUUGAAUGUGAUGGUGGAAACUCUGCUACUGUUCAAGCUCGGGUUGGGUAUUAUACUGAUUAUUGUGACCAACUUGGUGUUGCUCCUGGAGAUAAUUUGACCUGUUAGGACAUAAAAUAUAGCACAGACAUACAUAUAUAUUCUGCUUUUUUCUUUUUCCUAUUUGGAUUUUCUUUUAAAUUUUUGUACUUUCUAAUAAGAAUAAAAGUUUAUGUAAUCAGCACAAAAAAA